Scomber japonicus (chub mackerel) is the source of this 1176-nucleotide messenger RNA. RefSeq lists its product as uncharacterized. The record is from RefSeq and is a predicted model, not a curated record. Bases 266 to 934 code for a protein of 222 amino acids. The transcript is spliced from 6 exons. Gene Ontology annotation, cellular component: membrane. Lineage: Eukaryota; Metazoa; Chordata; Actinopteri; Scombriformes; Scombridae.
CCAGCCUGCUGUCCGGAACUCACACACCACUGGAGAAUAACACUCUACAUGUAGCUUUUCUCGAAUGAAAACAUUUCUAUUUUAAUCUACAGACACAUUUUCUGCCGUUAUCACCACCGAGACUCAUGUUUUUAACACAGGGGGCUCAAAAAAACACGACGAGCAUCAAGCGAACUUGAAGUUUCGCCCACAAGCUUUUUAAAUAAACACUGCAGGCUGUGUUGUAUAUUGUACACUCGUCUUUCUAGCGGGUGAACACCUGGAGAUGGACCGCUACAGGUACUUCAUUUUUAACCAGAGGAGUGUGCUCAUUCUCGGUAUCCUCCAGAUAGCUUGCGCGGGUCUUUGUGUGGUCUGCGGGUUCAUGGAUGCUGUUUUCCGCAAGGAUACCCCGCUGAGUACCACCAGGACACCGGUGUGGGGAGGACUGAUCAUGUCCUCUCCAGGUGUUUUGGCACUGUUUGCCUCCCAAAGGAAAAACUCAGUACUGGUGAGUGUGAUGGUGGUGGCAGCAGGACUAUCCUGUGCGGCGGCUGUCUUUAUAUCAGGUUACUCCUGCCUGACACUCACGUACGGGGAGGAGGAUGAAGAGGUCUUCCACCAUCACGACAGUCCAGAAGUGACGUUCGUGCUUCAUCGAAUGGUGAAGGGAGCCAAUGCCACCAUACUACUGACCUGCACCAUCGGCCUGGUGCUCUCCUCUCUCAUCGCCUACGUCGGCUGCCGUAGUCUCCCCUGCUGUGGCUGCUACGACUCCAGAACUGGACUGGAGACUCUGGUUCCUCAGUGUGAUCCCAGGGACACUGAGAUGGUGUUUACCCGGCAAGCAGGAGGUGAUGACAGGCUCUUCUACUCUCCAGCUCAGCCCGCUGACCAGGCCAGCAGAGAGGAGGAGGAACCCUCUAAACUGCCUCCAUACAGCAGACUAACCUGACACAUCUACAUCAAAGAAAGUGUUCCUAUUUGUUCUGCUUCUUCAUACCAAAUGAAAUGAUUAUAAUGCCUUUAAGAAGUGCCUACACAUUUCAUACUUUUUUUCUAUCUUGAAAAACAGAAAUGCUGUAAAGAGAUAUUUAUAUGACAUAUGCAAGUGGUUUGUGCUUAUUAACCGACUCAUUGAAACCUUGCCAAGUUCUAUGUUUGUAUGUGUGUGGAAACAAAACCAGAUUGUCUGUA